ACGUUCAUGUCGUAAACCCCGUUUGGCCCACCUUAAAAUUUUGGAUGUGGCCUCGCACUCUGGUCUGAAUCUCUGUUCAUUUUUGUCAGAGAAACUAUUUAAAUGUAUCAUUAGUGCUUGAUAUGGAGGUCAUAAUGUUUAACUACUCAUGACAGUUUAAAAAUAAACUACUCCAACGUAUGUAAGUGUAAUGGCUACAGGUAAAAGGGGAGAAUGCGUGCAUAAACAGCAACUUGAGGAUAUUUCUCGGGGAUGGCACCAUGGUAGUCAUUUCCAAGGAUGUGAACCUCAAAGUCGUCUUGAUCUGGGCUGUAGUGCACUCAACUCGUCAGGUCUCCGACAGCUGCAUUGAUGAAACAGUAAAUUUGAAUCAUAAUUCACAGAAGCUAGAAUCAUACUCUUUCAGUAAGAAACCUUUAAGUGGACAAUAUAAAAAGAGAAUUGGCAAGCCACCAUUGUAUGAAGAUACUGUUUGUUAUAAUGGGUGUACAGAUGCUUGGAUUCAUAAUCCUUAUACAUUAGCAUUUUGUAAUAAUGCUCAAGAAUUUGUUUUUUUUUCAGGCAAAACUAUGAAUGACCAUAAGAAAUCUUUACUUCAUAGUUCACUACCAGUAGAAAGCUCAACUCCACAUAAAUCAUAUUCAUCUGUCUGGUGUUAUUCAUCACCAGAAUCCAAUUUAAGAUGCCACUUCCAAAAUUUAUAUUAUAAUAUACAAAAGAAGGAAUUUGUCUUUGUGCACAGUCUUAAUUCCAUUAUAUAUGGCAUAAAUAACAUCAAAACUUUGCAGGAUCAAUUGUACCUGUCAUCUUUAAUAGGACAUAAUGCUUUCUUAAUACCAAUAACAGCUGUACUAUUUACUUCAUUUAUUACUAAAUAUGAGAAUAUUAAUUUUAAAGCUGUUCAUGGAAAGACUCUUAUUAUGACUCGUUUCAAGCCGGAUAAUCUUCUUCAUGUAUUUCAUGAUGAUCUCUUGCCUAUAUACUUUACAAUGCAAGAACUUUGUAUGAACCAAAGGCUCUGUAUAGAAGACUUAAACCUUGUGUUUACUGAUGAAGAGAAGAGAGGACCAUAUUGGGAUCUCUAUCUAAUAUUAUCUGAAAGAAUAAUGUUAAUGUCAGAGAGUAGACUGAACAGCAGGCAAGUCUGGUAUUGUUUUGAAGAUGCAUACAUUGGACUUAACAAGAUAAGUGUGUGGUAUCAGUAUGGCUUUGGAAAACCACAGGGACCUCAAGUGAGGAGUUCUUUUUCAGGGCAUCUUUUAAGAGCAUUUACUGAUUUUGUUCAACAAAGGUUAAAAAUAGAGCAUAAACCAACUCAGAAACAUUUAGGGGUUUUAAUAUCCAGAAAAUUUAACCGGAAAAUAGUGAAUGAAAAGGAAUUAUCAGCAUUUAUUAAAGACCAACUAGAAUUGUUAACCAAACAAGUCUCAGAAGUUAAGAUGUUGUCACUUGAAGAAAAUAGUAUAUUCACAAUUGUAAGUGAAUUAUCUCAGGCCCGUGUAGUGGUCGGGGUUCAUGGUGCUGCUCUGAUUCUUGGCAUGUUUCUACAACCUGGAUCCAUUUUGGUAGAAAUUUGGCCUUUUGGGAUAAAUUCCAAUGCUUCCACAGUGUAUAAGACUAUGUGUGGAUUGCAAGACUUUGGUGUUGCUUAUGUUCCAUGGAUGAAUAAGGACAUCAUUAAUACAGUAUAUCACCCUGAAUACCCUGCAGCCUAUGGAGGACUAAGUCAAUUAUCAUUUGAGGAACAACAGGAUGUAAUUAAAAGUCUUUAUAGAAACAGUCUUCAAGAUGUGGCAUGUUGUGAUAAUACUAAUUGGCUUUUUAGAAUAUACCAAGAUACUAAAGUUCAUGUCACUGAAGGUGAUACCAGAUAUAUUAGUGAUCCAUUUUCUGGUGCUUUGAGAAUUGGUUUAACAAUGUCACGAGAGUAUUUAGAAAAUAAUGUAAAAAGUAAAAGUGAUAUGCAAAGUGUACAUCCUUCCAAAGUUCAGGAAGUACAUUGUCAUUUACUUAAAGACAGUUACUAUACUAAGCUGUUAUUGGAAUGGAAGGAUCCUUGGAACAUUAAAGAUAUUAACUGUCAGAAUAUCUUCUUUGAGGUUGUGGUACAGAUAGAAGGUGACAGUUCAUUUGUAAGCAAUGUUGUAAGUAAAAGAAGAUUCUUAAAAAAAAUUAGAUUAGGAGUUGAAUCUGUAAAUACAUGGAUAACUUGCUUUUGCAAUAGUAUUGAAAGUCCUGCCUUCUUUGCAAAAUGUACUUUAUGACUUUUUGUGAAAUAUC
Messenger RNA from Homarus americanus (American lobster), 2280 nucleotides. RefSeq names its product protein O-linked-mannose beta-1,4-N-acetylglucosaminyltransferase 2-like. The record is from RefSeq and is a predicted model, not a curated record. Gene Ontology annotation, cellular component: endoplasmic reticulum. Gene Ontology annotation, molecular function: protein O-acetylglucosaminyltransferase activity. The transcript is spliced from 2 exons. Lineage: Eukaryota; Metazoa; Arthropoda; Malacostraca; Decapoda; Nephropidae. Gene Ontology annotation, biological process: protein O-linked glycosylation via mannose. Bases 261 to 2264 code for a protein of 667 amino acids.